AUGACGAGCUUCAUUACAGACGACCAAAGUGCGGUGCCGUGCAUCUCGUUGCACGAUUUCACCGAACGUCGUGCCGAGAUCAUUGAGCAGCUCAUGGAUGCCAGCACGCGAAUCGGAUUCUUCACUCUGGAGAACCACGGCGUUUCGGCGGAGCAGAUUCAGGAUGCGUUUGCGCUCUCGCAGCAGUUUUUCGCGCUGCCAGACGAGGUCAAGUCCAAGACGCCGCUCAACGGCAAGAACAUGGGGUGGGAGAAGGGAGCUCAGAUCCGGCCGUCGACGGGUACGGCUGAUCAGAAGGAGUCGAUGCAGCUGCAGUUUGCGCGCAUGCAAGGAAUGUGGCCCUCGGACGACGACUUGUCGGGCUUCCGCGCAAGGGCAGAGAGCUUCAUGUCGACCGUGCAGCAGCUUUCGGUCAAGGUGAUGGAAUGCUUCGCCGAAGGACUCGGUCUGCCGUUGGACACUUUCACCAAUGGCACUGUUGAUCCGGGUGUAGGAGAUUCGCAGUCGACGUUGCGACUGCUGCACUAUCACAGCGUCGAAGGCAAGGAGUUUGGCAACAACUUUUGGCGAGCUGGCAGCCAUGCCGAUUUCGACGUGCUCACCAUGCUCUUCCAACGCGAUGGCGAAGGUGGACUAGAGGUGUGUCCCGGAAGAGAGGUGGUGGGCGACUUUGGACACGGAAACACGUGGACCAACGUCGAAGCACGCAGCGACCGCAUUGUGUGCAACAUCGGAGACCAGCUUAUGCGAUGGUCCGAUGACCGGCUCAAGUCGACAUUCCAUCGCGUCCGACUGCCCAACAAGGGCGAACCCACGGGCCCACGAUACUCGAUGGCCUUCUUCAACCAGGCGCGCAGCGAUGUGGUGAUCCAAGGACCCAAAAAGAAGUAUCCGCCCAUCACCGGAGCCGAGUUCAUCCGACAGGCGCUGGAGAGAAACAAGCUUGGUAUUAGCGCGCAGGCAUCGGCAGCGUCUGGUCGAACAGACAAGCAGCCUCACUCGGAUGCGCACGAUGCUGUCGCAGCUUCGCGCACUGUGAGCGUCAACUGA
Messenger RNA from Moesziomyces antarcticus, 1050 nucleotides. RefSeq names its product oxidoreductase. NCBI's taxonomy places the organism in Eukaryota, Fungi, Basidiomycota, Ustilaginomycetes, Ustilaginales, Ustilaginaceae. The record is from RefSeq and is a predicted model, not a curated record. Bases 1 to 1050 code for a protein of 349 amino acids. The transcript has 2 exons. Gene Ontology annotation, molecular function: dioxygenase activity.